AUGGAGAGUGAAGAUGAAGUCUUGGAUGACCUGUUGUUAAAGAAUCACAAAAAGGUGACUAGACUGAAAGAGAUUUAUAACAUUAUGUGUAUGUUGCAAAACACCUUGUGUUCUAGUACACAAACCUGGUAUGAGAAUUUGCCGCCACUUUCACCCGACAUCACUGGAGAAAGCGUUAUGAAGUUAGGUACGCCACUCAUUUUUUAUUUCAUUGCAUGGCUCCUUGGAUUUUUAGAAGACCCAGAAGCGUCGGAGUAUGUUGAAGUUAAUGAGAAGCAAGCUGUGAAGAUUGUUUCUAUAUGCGCAAAUCUCUAGCAUUAUCUGAUAAAUAUGAUUAAUAUAAUAUGAUUCUGCGCUUGCACAGUUAACCAUAAAUACGUCAAAUGUUAUCCCAAGGAACUUUGUGGCAGAGGAGUAUUUUAACCUUGUGUAUGACAAUAUCGAUUGCAAAGGGAUUGCAAAGCAAACACAUAUUACAAAUGGGAUUAUUUUUUCCAGAGAUGGCCGUACAGAUUCACCAAGAAGUCACAACAAACUGUGGAAGUGCCUAACUGUGUCAUUGUGGAACACAGCCUUGGAAUGAAAAAGACGGCAACUUUCCAUGAAAUCCAUCAAGACGCCCAGCCUAUGUCCAUUGCAUUGAGAGAUGCAGGAAGAACAGCUUACAAGCUCGAUUUGGCUUAUGUCCUCAGCAACAUGGUUUGUGCCAAUGACAAAACACCACUGCCGGGAUGGACUGGCUUCAACACCAUGCUUCAUGAAGAAAUACCCGAUGUUCAAAGUGUGGGUUACCUUCCAGUUAUUAAUGCAUUGCCUAUUGAAUAUGCCACCAUUAAAGAAAUUCUUCAACAAAGCAAGAGCAUCAUAGAAUAA
Molecule: messenger RNA, 873 nt
Organism: Paramuricea clavata
Lineage: Eukaryota; Metazoa; Cnidaria; Anthozoa; Malacalcyonacea; Plexauridae
Source: the annotation of a GenBank genome assembly